GCCUACAGAAAAGGGAGAGCAAAAGACAGAAGGAAAGAAAGAAAGCAGGAAACCCAACGUCAACAAUCCCAUAACUCGCUCCAGCUCAUUCAUUUUUCUUCUCCCAGCAGCUCUGGGGAAGGGAUCGAGUGGCGUGGUCUCAGAGACUCUCCUACUCUCCAUUGCUGCGUCUUGAGGACAUGGCGCUGAGCAUCCCAGGAACUGUUCCUCUCUGUACCAUUCGUCUUGGAAUUCUACUCAUGGCGUAUGCUUUCCCUGCUGAAGCUGGGCUUUCUCAGAAGCACGGUCCAGAUAUUGUUGAUGACAGCAAGGACAAUAUCACCAUCUUCACACGCAUUCUGGACCGGCUGUUGGAUGGGUAUGACAAUCGGCUGAGACCUGGACUCGGAGACAGCGUAACUGAAGUCAAGACAGACAUUUAUGUGACGAGUUUCGGCCCUGUCUCAGACACAGACAUGGAAUACACCAUUGAUGUCUUUUUCCGGCAGUCCUGGAGAGACGAGCGGCUUAAGUUUGAUGGCCCCAUGAAGGUCCUCCCCCUUAACAACCUGCUGGCCAGUAAGAUCUGGACUCCUGACACCUUCUUUCACAAUGGCAAGAAAUCAGUGGCCCACAACAUGACCACACCCAACAAGCUGCUGCGCCUGGUAGACAAUGGCACCCUUCUGUACACCAUGAGGUUAACCAUUCACGCUGAGUGCCCCAUGCACCUGGAGGAUUUCCCAAUGGAUGUGCAUGCCUGCCCGCUGAAAUUUGGGAGCUAUGCCUAUACGAAGACGGAGGUAAUCUACACCUGGACGCUGGGGAAGGAUAAAUCAGUGGAAGUGGCCAAAGGUGGAUCUCGCCUGAAUCAGUAUGACCUCCUGGGCCAUGUGGUCGGAACAGAGAUGGUCCGAUCCAGUACAGGGGAAUAUGUCGUCAUGACCACGCACUUUCACCUCAAGCGGAAGAUUGGGUACUUUGUGAUCCAGACGUACCUGCCCUGCAUUAUGACAGUCAUCCUAUCACAGGUUUCCUUCUGGCUUAACAGGGAGUCUGUUCCCGCCCGGACUGUAUUCGGUGUCACCACCGUCCUCACCAUGACCACACUGAGCAUCAGCGCCAGAAACUCCUUACCGAAAGUGGCGUACGCGACGGCCAUGGAUUGGUUCAUAGCCGUCUGUUACGCCUUCGUGUUUUCUGCGCUGAUCGAGUUUGCCACUGUCAACUACUUCACCAAGCGGAGCUGGGCCUGGGAUGGCAAGAAGGUGCUGGAGGCCCAGGAGAUGAAGGUGAAAAAAAGAGCCGGUGGUGCUGGCCAAGAAAGCCAACAACACCUACAACAUCGUGGGCACAACGUACGCCCUCAACAUCGCCAAGGACCCCAGCUUGCCCACCAUCUCCAAGAGCGCCACCGCCACCGCCACCGUGUCCCCCAAGGGCCCCCGCGUGGAGGAGAAGCCCCCAGAAAGCAAGAAGACCUACAACAGCGUCAGCAAGGUGGACAAGAUGUCGCGCAUUGUCUUCCCUGUCCUCUUCGCCAUUUUCAACCUGGUCUACUGGGCCACGUAUGUAAACCGGGAGUCAGCCAUCAAGGGCAUGAUCCCCAAACAAUAACCCAGCCACACAAACCUUCCAUCUAUAAAUGCCAUCCAGGCAGGAAUUCUCGGGGGCUUUCAUCUUCUUCUUUGUUUGAUUUUUUAUUAUUAUUAAUAAGAUUAAUUUGACUUAUCUUGAUUAUUAUUAGAGCAUUUUUAAUGUAAACAAAACUGUGAUAUUUAUUUAACCCCUUUUUGGUUUAUUUUAGUUUAUUUUUGCUGUUGAUGUUAAAAAAGGAUCCGAAAAAAAGUGUGCCUCUAACAUCGUGGGUCUGAUGUUCCCCCCGCCCAUGUCUCUCCCUCUCCACUCCCUGUGAAAUGAAAGCUGCUUGCAUGCUGUUUUCAUUCCAUGCUAAGCUGGUAUGUUUUUCAACCUCACUCCCACGCUGCGAUAGACUGCUCUGGUUUUGUGGAUCCCUAUUGCUUAGAUACUCCUGGCAACGUAGGGACUUCAAGGAUGCAAUGACCUCUGUGGACAUCCUGCCAGUUGGGCUGACUUACUGUGUUAUUCUUUGCUUUAGCUUUAUUCUUAGAGCAGCGACUGGUUUGUGAGCUGUUCAGGGAGCUGCAUAGCCUCCACUGCAAGGCAGCCUCUGUGUUACCAUAGUCAGCUGCCAUUAGGGGACAACCAUGUAGCGUUCAUGUUUGAACACAAAGGGUGAGACCGUAGCUGUGGUGUAACUGGCUGUAGUGUCAUGUAGACAUCUUCAGGGCUGCCAAUUCUCCAUCUUCACCCAAUCAUCUCCCUUCCAUCCUCCUUCCUUCUCUCCAGGCAGAACCGAGCACCCCUGUCAGAGGGUCCUCUUCCACUGCAGUUCUACCACCCUCUCCUACUGGAGUGAAAACAAGCAGGACGUUGGUUAUUUGUGCCUCCAGAGGGCACCUCAUAUGGUGCUUUCCAUUAGACAGAGAGAUACGUAAGUGUCCUCAGGGUGAAUCAGUGAUUGAUCUCCUUGAGGAGCACCAGAAGCAGAAGAGCGGUUUCCAAAGCCUUGGAAAGUUAUAAGCUGGAAGGGAAUGUGUGGGCUGUUGGGUGGCUUUAUUUUUUUCCUGUUGUUCCAAUCCCCUUGCCUCCAUCUCCUCCUCCUCUUGAUUAACUUUUUGCCUCCCCACUCCCAUUCCUCCAAAAUCAUCCUUUCUCCUGCCACCAGCUACAAGCUUUUACAGACCUCACCGUUAGCAGCAGCAUGGCACCAAGACGUGCAGUCCCACUGGAGCCCAGCCCAGGAAGCAUCUUUGCUCCUAUAGGGUGGAGACCUAGUGCAGUGGCAAUGUUGGCCCUUGGCUAUGAAAAAAUAAGACUGUCUCCUGACAAGGGGGAGAGGAGAUCCUGACUUGGGGGCAGGGGUGACAAGGAGUUGCGACCCGUGUAAAUCAGGAGUGACUCUAUUGAAGCCAAUGGAGUUUGGCCAGCGAGAUCAGAACCAGACCUGAAUCCCUAGGCUGCUCCCUUUGAGAGAGGCUUUUACCCCCUCCCACCAGCCGGAGGCAUCCAUACCUUCCCCAACAGCUGUGCCGAUACGCUGGGAUCCCAGCUGUCCUUUCCUCCUCCCGUCCCCUUCCCCACUAGUCUGGACAUACGGACACACUGCCCAACCAUCGGGAAUUACAUGCUGCAUCUGGUACACCCUCCUGCCCCCAGCCAGUGCUGAUUCUUCAGUGUCACCUUCAUCUGCCCCCGUGCAGUCAUGUGGCCUCUGCGAGGAAGCUUGGUGGGCAAAGGCUUAAUUGAUUAUUAAGAACAGUACAUGCCCUCCUGCAAUAUUCAUGGGGACUGCAGGACCAGAGCAGGGAAGCACAGGAAAUUUAGGGCUAGACUGUGCAACCGUUGCUCAUGUGGACGAGCUCUUAUUACAUAGACAUGCUCCCACAGCUUCUUAUCCCUCCACUGUCUCAAUGGCAGCAUUGCUACAACAGGGGGAAGGGAAGGACGCAUGCUACUGAGCUGGCUGUCCUCUCACAGCCACUGCAACAGGAGCCUAGGAAUGGCCAGACUAGAUCAAAUCCAUGCUCCAUCUGGUGCACGAUCCUAUCUCUGACUUUUCCCAGCCCCGGAGAAAGGUACAAGAACCCCACAAUAGGCAGAUGUGGGAUAAUCUGACAUCCACAGGCUUGCACUCCCCUCUGCUCAAGGGCGAGUGAGGAGCAUACAGACCCCGAAUGCAUCUGACAUUUCCUCAGUGCCUGUCAUGCCAGAGAGCUGACUCAGCUCCCAGCAAGGGCUUGCCUCACCUGCCGCUGCAGGAAGUGACGCUGGGGUGGGGUACGGCAGCUGUGUCAGUUUACAUCAGUGACAGACAACGAAAAGGUGACGACAACUAGGGCACAUCAGGGAGGCUUCAGAGGACCUUCAAGUGUUAGAAUUUGCCAGGAUUUAGGAGCUAACCCCACAGCUUUUGCCACCUC
Chelonia mydas (Green sea turtle) is the source of this 3983-nucleotide messenger RNA. RefSeq names its product gamma-aminobutyric acid type A receptor subunit alpha3 (gene GABRA3). NCBI's taxonomy places the organism in Eukaryota, Metazoa, Chordata, Testudines, Cheloniidae. Gene Ontology annotation, molecular function: inhibitory extracellular ligand-gated monoatomic ion channel activity; GABA-A receptor activity; GABA-gated chloride ion channel activity. The record is from RefSeq and is a predicted model, not a curated record. Gene Ontology annotation, cellular component: postsynapse; synapse; dendrite membrane. The coding region runs from base 180 to 1706 and encodes 508 amino acids. The transcript is spliced from 10 exons. Gene Ontology annotation, biological process: synaptic transmission, GABAergic; monoatomic ion transmembrane transport; nervous system process.